AUGUACAAAAAGCACAGUACUAUCGUGCUGUGUCUGUUACUACUAACACAGCCGUUGGCUGAAGCCAGACGAGGCGGUGGAGCCAGCAUUUCCAGGGGCGGCGGAGCUGCUCGUGCUGGAGUUGCACCAGGAGGCGGUGGUGCUCCAGGUGGAGGUAAGGUUUUGUUUGGUUUAUGUUUUUAGAUUCAUAUUUUAUUUUUUCAGUUAUUAAAAUAUAAUCUGAAGAAUUCCGAGUUUGAAUUGAGGGAGAUAUUGUGGAUUUUCUGGCAAGGAUCUAAGUUAAUAUAGGAUAUGUGUUAUAUUUGAAAGUUUGUGAUGUAUUUUGGGCAUAUAAGGCUUUCAAUAGUUAAUAAUAAGACUUGUAGUAGUUUCAGGAAUUUUUUUAGUUUUAAAUUUAGAUUGAUAAAGGUAGUUGAAAUGGUGGUUUGAAGUGAUAUUAGACUUGACAUUAAGAAAAGUUAAAAUCCUCACAAUUUUUGACAUGAAUCGUUUUAAUUUUUUAAUAUGUUUGAUCAAAACCAUAUUAGUUUCAUAAUUUCAGGUGGAUUUGCUCCAAGCCAAGGAGGCGGAUUCCAGCGACCAGGUGGUAAUUUCCAACAGCCACAAAACAACUUCCAUCCUCAACAACCACAGAACAACUUCAACCAAGGUGGUGGAGCGCGUGGAUUUGGAGGUCCAGGAUUUUCUCAACCUCAUUACAGUCAACCUAGCUUCAAUGCUCAUGGUAACUCACUCGGAUCGCCUUCAAGAGCUGGUUCUUUCAAGACUGCGUUGGCUGGAGCUGCUCUUGGUACUGUUGGUAAGGUUUUUGAAGUUUUUUUGGUGUUUAUGUUUAGGUUUUUGGUCUUAAAAGAUGCGAAAGAGUUUUGGGAAGAACAUGCGGUGUUGUUUAAGUUGUUUUUGAGAGUUUGAGUUAUGAAAAUUUUAAUUUUUUGGGUGAUGGUCAACAUGACGUAAUAUAUUGUUGAGGAAAAGUUAAUGUUUCUUAUUGAAAUUGAAUUGAAACUUUUAUGAAAUUAACGUAGAAUCUUCAAAACAAUGUAUUCUAACUACCAAAGUUGGCUUUGCUUUUUAUUUUUUGAACAAAUUUACCUUAUUUUAGGUGGUUUGUUGGCGUUUGAAGCCGGAAAAGCGAUUAUUCGCUCAGCCACAACUCCAUUUAACCACGAUGGACGUGACUACUACUUUGAUAGACAAAACUACAAAGGCAACAGCAACAAUGUCUGCACAAUGCCACUUCAACAGUUGAUCAAUGUUCAGAACCCAGCUCCAACCACUACUACAACUGCUGCUCCAGCCGCUGGUGAAGCCGGUGUGACUCCAGCUCCUGAUGCCACAACCACCAUGGCUCCACAACAAGUUCUUCAGAAUGUAAGCUUUGGUUUGGUAUAAUGGGAGUUAUUGAGGGUAAAAGGCGGAUAACCUAGUGUAAUAUCUCUUUUUUUGGCUUUAAUCUAAUUUUACCUGUUUCAGAUCCAAUUCCAAGAUGGAUCAAGACCAAAAGAAGUGGUAUGGUCCUGUAAAGUGAAUGAAGUAUGUUGUGGCACUGAUUGUUGUCCAGCACCUCAAGGCCAGUCCGCUGCUCCGAACGCCGGAAGCAGUCAUCACGGUGGUGGACCAGGUAUUGGAAGUAUCGUCGUCGGGUGAGUUUUUCUGCCAGUUUUUGUGUGAUGUGCUUAAUGUGAUGGUUUUUGUGUGGUUUUUCAUUUUUAAAGUUAUUUGUGUGUGUUUACGUGGGAGAGACAUGUUAUACGAUGAAACAUGUUUUUUGGAAAUUGAUUUUUUUUUGAAAAUUAGGUAAAAUACGAUUUUUUACUGGUGGAAGGGAUUAUUAUUAUUUUUUAAAUUUCACUUUGACAAAGUGGACAUUUUAUACGAUGAAAAGUAUUUUUUGCAACACCUAACUCACCUAGUACAACAUAAUGUUGCCAAUGUGUAUUGUCCGCAUCAUUAACCAAAAGUUUGUGUGUGUGGCACUAAUCUCAGCACCAAAGCCUACGUGGACAAUAUUUACAGUGCUUUAGUAUUCUCCUUAUUAUACUGAUCCUAUCAUGCUGCUGCUGCUUCUUGGUCUACAAAUUCUGCCGCGAAUCCAUCGAAUGCUGUUUGCCGAAGAACAGGGAAGACAACUACUACGAUGACAGCCACAAAUACGAAGGCAAUGGACAAGGUAAGGGGGUUCAUUCGGGGUCUUGAGGUGAGAUGUUUUAAAAAUCUAGAUGUUUUUUGGGGAUUUUUUGAAAUUUAUGAGGUAUGGGUAAUGUUUAUCUUAAUUUUGUGGUAGUAAAUGACAAAAUAGGUGUUGUUUUUGGGUUUUAAUAGAUAAAGAAGAUAAUGAGGAUUAUUUUAGAUAUAAACUGGGGUAUCUUUGAAUUGAAAUAGAUAAAGAAUGAGCUAUUUUUGCUCAUGGGGCUACGAUAGGUCUCAUGGAUAAUAUAAAUUUGAACUUUUUGAUAAAGUCGUUAGUGUAAAUUGAUAGUUUAUGUAUUUACAGAGUAAGAAAGGUUAUUUGUGAUGUUAAUAUAGUAGCAUUCUGACCAUGUAGCUUUUAGAAUUAGCUGUAUGAGGAAUUACGUAUAAGGUGUCAUGGAUAAUAUAAAUUUAAUUUUUUUGUGAAACCUAUAGUUAAAUUUGAGGUUUUAUAUAUUUACAGGGUAAGAAAGAUUACGUUUGACGUUUUCAUAGUAUUAUUUUGACUAUGUAGUUCUUAAAAUUAGCUGUAGGAGGAAUUAUAUGUCAGGUAUCAUGGUUAAUAUAAUUUUGGUCACAAUGAAGGAAAAUGGAAAAAUCAAUAAAAUUAAUAUGUACUAUAAGAUGUGCUAUUGUUUUUUGAGUAGUUUGAAAGUUAGAUUUAGGUUUGGGAAUUUAAAAAUAAGUUUUUAUGAUAUAAUUUACGGUAGUAGGUACCAUGGAUAAUAUAAUUUUAAUCAGAAAAUUGAUUUUUUUGAAAUUUUUUAACAAUAAUGUGAUCUAAAAUGAAGUUAGAAAACUUUUUUUAAUAUUUUUGCUUUAUAUUUACUUUAUUUUUUUCAGGUAAUGCUUAUCCAAUGGGUCCCUAUCCACCGCAGCAGUCAUAUCCACCCCCACCUCAAUACCCACAACAAGGUGGCUACUACCCAGCCCAGCCUCAAGCUCAACAAGGCUACCCUCAAUACCCUCAUCAACAACAGUUCUAG
Molecule: messenger RNA, 3176 nt
Organism: Bursaphelenchus okinawaensis
Lineage: Eukaryota; Metazoa; Nematoda; Chromadorea; Rhabditida; Aphelenchoididae
Source: the annotation of a GenBank genome assembly